AUGGCGGGUGUUUUGUCCAUUCUCUCUGAGCAUCCUUCUCAUAUCCUGGCUAUUGCCUUUGGUACAGCCGUCCUCUGGCAACUCCUCCUAGCCGGCUACAACCUCUUCCUCCAUCCCCUACGAAGGUUUCCAGGACCUGUCCUUCAACGCGCUUCUCCUCUAAUCUGGGCCUGGCAACAUGCCACAGGCUAUCAAGCCUUUCGAACCCAGCUCCUCCACGACCGAUAUGGCCCCAUAGUCCGAAUCAGCCCAAAUCACCUGUCUUUCACCGAUGUGACGGCCUGGAAAGACAUCUACGGCUUUCAAAUCGGGAAAGAGCUGGCGGAAAACGAGAUCCCCAAGUCGCAGCUCUUCUCAACGACGAUCAAGAAUUUGCCCACGAGCAUCAUCAAUGCCGAGCGUGAAGAGCACCAGCGGUACCGGCGGGCGCUAUCUCAUGGCUUCUCGGAUAGCUCUAUGCGAGCGCAAGAAGGCAUUAUCAUGAAGUACAUCGAUAAACUGAUUUCUCGCUUGCAUGAGAACUGCGACGGGAAAGAAGCGCCGCUUAAUGUGGAGGCUUGGUAUAACUGGACAACGUUCGAUAUUGCUGGCGACCUAAUCUUUGCGCAAUCGUUUGGCUGUCUCGAUCGCUCAGACUACCACCCCUGGAUUGCCUUCAUCUUCAAAACUAUCCGAUACAAUGCCAUCAUGACAGCGAUGAAGUAUAUUGGCCUUGAUCCUGUUGUCCAAGGCCUCUUCCGGAUCGGUGGUCUUGCUGCGAUGAUGCAGUUACCUAAUGGCCUCAUUCUCGUCCUCGCCGGUUCGGAAACUACGGCUACAACUCUGGCCGGCACGACAUAUCUUCUGUUAAGAGAUCCCAAGGUCCUGCAGAAACUUAACGAGGAGGUCCGAUCGAGCUUUAACGACUCCAGCGAGAUCACCAUCAACUCAGUGAGCAAGUUGUCAUACAUGCUCGCUGUUCUCAAUGAAGCUUUGCGUAUGUAUCCUCCCGUGACGUCAAAUCUCAUUCGAGAGGUACCGGAGUUUGGGUGUCAGAUUGGCGCAGAGCAUGUGCCUCAAGGAACUUUCGUCGAGAUCCAGCAAUGGUCCGCGAACCAUAGUCCAGACAACUGGACCAAGCCCUGGGAGUUCAGGCCGGAGCGCUUCCUGGAAACUAACAAAGAGGAACACAACCAUUUAGACGCACUUCAAGCAUUCAGCGUUGGCCCACGCAACUGCAUUGGGAAGAAUCUCGCGUAUGCAGAGAUGAGGUUGAUUUUAGCCCGAAUCGUUUUUGACUUUGAUCUUCAACUGGCCGAAGGAAACGGGUCCUGGAUUCAGAGGCAAAGAGCAUUUGGUUUGUGGGAUAGAAUACCGCUGAAUGUCUACUUGAAGCCAGUUGCGCGUGAAGCCCGCGCAUAA
Colletotrichum lupini is the source of this 1401-nucleotide messenger RNA. Its product is annotated as isotrichodermin C-15 hydroxylase. Lineage: Eukaryota; Fungi; Ascomycota; Sordariomycetes; Glomerellales; Glomerellaceae. The record is from RefSeq and is a predicted model, not a curated record. The coding region runs from base 1 to 1401 and encodes 466 amino acids. The transcript is spliced from 5 exons. Gene Ontology annotation, molecular function: heme binding; oxidoreductase activity, acting on paired donors, with incorporation or reduction of molecular oxygen; monooxygenase activity.